Messenger RNA from Closterium sp. NIES-67, 548 nucleotides. NCBI's taxonomy places the organism in Eukaryota, Viridiplantae, Streptophyta, Zygnematophyceae, Desmidiales, Closteriaceae. The record is from the annotation of a GenBank genome assembly.
CCAUGUGUGGCAGGCCAUGGCGGGGGCGGACAGGGUACUGCUGGUGCAGAGCAACGAGGAGGAGGAGCUGCGGGUGCAGCACUUGGUGAUCCGCAAACGUACAUGGGGGUCAACUGGCCCGUGCGGCACGUGGCAGCGAGCGACGACGGGUCGUACCUGGCAGUGGCGGGCGGAGGGGCGUGAUUCUGCACAACCUGCGGUCGAAGAAGUGGCGCGUGUUUGGAGAUGUGAUGCAGGAGAGGGCCAUCAAGUGCGAGGGGCUGCUGUGGCUCGGAAAGAUCAUCAUUGUGUGCAACCACAGGGUUGCCUCGCACUCCUACGAGCUCUGCCUCUACCCCCGCUUUCACCUGGACGAAUCCUCCCUGCUGUGCCGCCAGCCCUCCCUGCCCGCCCCUGGCUCUGGACGCAUGGGGCGAUUACAUCCUGGUGGCCACGCCGCCCUUUGACAUCCGCGUGUACCACAUGCACGUGGAUGGAGACGUGUCUCCGCUGCACCUGCCCACAGUGCAGUUGCGCACAGUAGAGAGCUCUCAAUAUGUCAGCCCGCA